This is a messenger RNA of Chelonus insularis, 1096 nucleotides long. It is a transcript of the gene Samtor, whose product is annotated as S-adenosylmethionine sensor upstream of TORC1. NCBI's taxonomy places the organism in Eukaryota, Metazoa, Arthropoda, Insecta, Hymenoptera, Braconidae. Gene Ontology annotation, biological process: negative regulation of TORC1 signaling. The record is from RefSeq and is a predicted model, not a curated record. The coding region runs from base 47 to 1096 and encodes 349 amino acids. The transcript is spliced from 3 exons.
GUUUUUUUUUCAGCGAUGAUAAAGUUGCACUCUAAACUAUUGAGCGAUGAGUAUUAUUGAUCAACGCAAAAUAAUGGCCUGUGAAAAUCAUAAACAUUUGGCCAUGAUAAUAAAAAAUACUCAUACUAGCUUGCGAGAUGAUUCUCAAAAAUUAGGUCCAGAAGAAGCUUGGUCUCGCCACAUUGCACAAACUCAAAAAUUACAGGAGUAUGCUACAUCAAUGCAAAAGUUAGCCACAACUUAUUGGGAUCUUAAUAAUAAAAUUUCAAAUGGUAAUGUGCGUUGUCGAAUUGAAUGGAUUAAACAUCAGUGUUUCGAAUAUUUUUUAAAAGAAGGUAAAAGAAAAUUUCAUCAGAGAGAAAUUGAAAUAAUUUCAAAGUUAUCAUCGUUUAAGCCAGUCGAAAAAUUAGAGACAUCUUUACCCUGGAAAGAAGAUAAUUUUAGCAAAAUUAACUUAUUAGAUAUUGGGAGUUGUUAUAAUCCUUUUGCUAAUGAUAUUAAUUUCAACGUUACUGCUAUUGAUUUAGUACCAUAUGACGACAAAGUAUUACAAUGUGAUUUUUUAAAUGUUAAACUUGGAGUUAAAACAGUUAUUUCAGAAGAUAAAACGAGAAUAGUGGAAUUAGGAAAAAAUUCAUUUGAUGUUUGUGUUUUUUCUCUACUUUUAGAAUAUUUUCCAUGCCCAAAGCAAAGAUUUUUAUGCUGUGAAAAAGCCUAUGAAUUACUGAAAAAUUCUGGUCUUCUUAUAAUAAUUACUCCUGACUCAAAGCAUGUCAAUGCUAAUGCAAAAAUAAUGAAAUCAUGGAGAUAUGUCUUAGCUAAUUUAGGUUUUAUGAGAAUAACAUAUGAAAAAUUGAAACAUUUGCAUUGCAUAACUUUUAGAAAAUGUAUUAACAAGGAUACAGCUGUCAGAUGGAUAACAUUACAGAAUAUUCCGAAAAAUGACAUUUUAUUUUCCUCUUAUUCUAAUAUUUAUAUUCCACAAGACUUUCACUCUUUAGAAUCAAAUGAGUCGGAAUCAGAAGAAAAUAAAUUUGAACAACAUGAUCUCGUUAAUUAUUUUGAUACAUUACCAUUUGCAACUGAUAUACUAUAA